AUGAUCGAUAUCGAUCAAUAUUCCGCUAAGGACGAUGGGGACAUAAUGAAACUUGUUCCACAAACUUGCAGCAACGUAACCAAAUGGAGAAGUGGAAAGAAAGACAAUUUCCACACCACAACAACGACUUUCAUCAUGAACUUCUUCAUGUACAAAGAAUAUCGGGUUAGGGAGGUUCGCAAUAUUUGCCAUGCAGGACCGUGCUCAUAUUUAUAUCCACCGUUUCUUUCAAUCUAUGGAAACGAUAGGAUUUUGGUCGAGGAGACGAUGAAAUCCGUAAUGGAGGCGGCGUGUUCAUUCGAAACCGAUCGAAUUACGGUAGUUGAUAAGUCUGGAGAAGUGAGUACGGUGGAGGAUUUCAAUUUAUCAACGGAUUAUACGGAGGAGUCGGAUAGCGAAUAUUCCGAUAGUGGUCUGGCUCUGGAAGUGGGUGAUAUGGCGCGCGCGCAUUGGAUACAACUACACAAACUCAACAAACAGGCUUCCGUGAUACAAAGUACUUUUAUUCACAUGCUUGAAAGCUAUAAACAUAUUCGUCCCAUAUGGCAAUUCGGGAAAAGAAUUGACGACACAAAUUCGGACUGGAAACUCAAAUUAUAUGACGAUUUUUAUUUCAGGCACCAUUGCGCUUCUGUACAAUCAGCAAUCACAACGAUCAUGGAAAAUAUGGAUGACAGGGAAUGUUUACGGAAAUUGGUCAACGAAAUCGGCGCACAUCAUUAUUUUUACGAUGCGUGUGAACAGCAUUUGGAUCUUUUCGUAGAUGCUAUGAUCACAACAAUGAAGAAGACUCUUGGUGGUCCGAUCAAAAUGGACACAGGUUCAGAACAAUCGUGGCAGUUGUUACUCAACGAUGUGAAAAAUUUUAUGGGUGAAGGAAUUGCGAUACAGCGGAACAUCUAUUUACGGCAAUGUAUGACCUCAUCGGAAAUUCUCGACAUACGAUCAAAAUGGGAGAGAAUAGUCGAAUACGGUUUGCAAGAUGCUGGUAAAAUUAUGUGCACUAAGGCUAUUCAGUCCUACGGUAGACUUCUCGAAUCUCAUAAUAUGAGACCUGUAAUUCCUUUCCGAGUUACCACCGACAUAUUGAGUCGUUUUGCCGAACAAACAAUGAAGGCUUUUGACGUCACGCUAAAAGAGUUCUCGGAAACAACAGGAUUUUGCGAAUUGCCCGAAAAAGUGAAGGAUUUUGUUGUGAAGUACAUGGUGCUGGAAAUGUGUCCGACAUUUGCACGAAAAGCGAUGAUGGAAGGAAUGUUUACGAUGCUUUCGAGAGUGAUUGGAGAUCAGGAUCUUAACGAGAGUGUUCUAAGAAUAUGGAGUAAAUUAUAUCGGGUACUAGAGCAGGCCAUCAUCGUCAACAUAGUUGAACAUAGGAAUGCCGAAUGA
Messenger RNA from Necator americanus (New World hookworm), 1389 nucleotides. RefSeq lists its product as uncharacterized. NCBI's taxonomy places the organism in Eukaryota, Metazoa, Nematoda, Chromadorea, Rhabditida, Ancylostomatidae. The record is from RefSeq and is a predicted model, not a curated record. The transcript is spliced from 13 exons. The coding region runs from base 1 to 1389 and encodes 462 amino acids. Gene Ontology annotation, biological process: oxygen transport; response to hypoxia. Gene Ontology annotation, molecular function: heme binding; oxygen binding; oxygen carrier activity.